ACGAUCGCCAAAUAUAUAAGCAUUACGUGACGAAAUUAAAAAUUUUAAGAAGAAACGUGAUAUUUCUUCAAAAUUGCAUCAGCUUUCUCGUAUAAGUAGAGGCUCAUACGGAAACUGAUAAUGUACUGAUCGUCAAAAUGAAGCAUAGGCUUUUUCUGCUUCCUUUAUUUGUCCUUUUGGGCCAGCAAGUGUAUACUAGUGACAUUCUAUUUAUUUCCUCGCAAAACCAAAAAAAUGGACAUGGCUUGGAUUUUAUAAGAAACCAAAACGAUAGUCAUCCCACACCUAUUACAAUAUCAAGUAUUAAAUGUAGCUACGAAGGUGAAAUUACUCCAAGUCCAGAGUUAAUGAGGUAUUUCAUUUGUAAGUACCCAGCGCAUCCCAAAAAUAGCCCAUUGAAGGCAUACUUAAGGUGUUGCAAACCACAACGAAUGUUUAACGUUAAAACGGGAACUUGUGAUAAAAUAAAGGGAGGCGGAUAUCUAAUUUGUGUAAUUAAAAAAGCACAAUGCCCAAAUAACUACAUUGGUAUAGCGCCACACCCAUCACAAAUGGAUAAAUAUAUUCAAUGUUUAACAGACACAAUAUAUGUUUUUCAAUGUGCCAUACCCAAUGCAACUUUUGUACCUGACAAACAGGAAUGCAUGGUCGAGAACUGGAAUACAAUAUUAAAACGUGACGAAUCAAAUGGGACAAUUCCUCGUAUCAAUUGCACCCACGCACAUUUUGAUAAUACACACACAAAUGUAAAAAACUCACAAUGUGCAUAUUUAUGUGUAGAAAAUAAAAACCAUUAUGAUUUGGUCAUUCAAUGUAAAAAAGGAAUCCCAGGAAACAAGUUCACAUCACAAACCAGGACACACGAUAGUGAGGCAAAUAAAAGUAAACAUGAAAUAUCAAAAAGAAGUAGCCAUUCAAUAAAGAAUCAUGAAAAUUCUGACAUAAAAACACCAGCAAGCGAACACACCAUAGAACACAUUGACCCCAACCACUCAAACGGCGACAACAGUCAGUCUCAUGGUGGCGGCAAAUCAAGCACACCCCAGAAAGAUAUCGACAACAGUCAGUCACAUGGUGGCGGAAAAACAGGCACACCCAAGAAAGAUAACGACAACAGUCAGUCACAUGGUGGCGGAAAAACAGGCACACCCAAGAAAGAGAACGACAACAGUCAGUCACAUGGUGGCGGCAAAUCAAGCACACCCAAGAAAGAUAUCGACAACAGUCAGUCACAUGGUGGCGGAAAAACAGGCACACCCAAGAAAGAGAACGACAACAGUCAGUCACAUGGUGGCGGCAAAUCAGGCACACCCAAGAAAGAUAACGACAACAGUCAGUCACAUGGUGGCGGCAAAUCAGGCACACCCAAGAAAGAUAACGACAACAGUCAGUUACAAGGUGGCGGCAAAUCAAGCACACCCAAGAAAGAGAACGACAACAAGUCACAUGAUGGCGGAAAAACGGGCACACCCAAGAAAGAUAACGACAACAGUCAGUCACAUGAUGGCGGAAAAACAGGCACACCCAAGAAAGAGAACGACAACAGUCAGUCACAUGGUGGCGGAAAAACAGGCACACCCAAGAAAGAUAACGACAACAGUCAGUCACAUGGUGGCGGCAAAUCAAGCACACCCAAGAAAGAUAUCGACAACAGUCAGUCACAUGGUGGCGGAAAAACAGGCACACCCAAGAAAGAUAACGACAACAGUCAGUCACAUGGUGGCGGCAAAUCAAGCACACCCAAGAAAGAGAACGACAACAGUCAGUCACAUGGUGGCGGCAAAUCAAGCACACCCAAGAAAGAUAACGACAACAGUCAGUCACAUGGUGGCGGCAAAUCAAGCACACCCAAGAAAGAUAACGACAACAGUCAGUCACAUGGUGGCGGCAAAUCAAGCACACCCAAGAAAGAUAACGACAACAGUCAGUCACAUGGUGGCGGAAAAACAGGCACACCCAAGAAAGAUAACGACAACAGUCAGUCACAUGGUGGCGGCAAAUCAAGCACACCCAAGAAAGAGAACGACAACAGUCAGUCACAUGGUGGCGGAAAAACAGGCACACCCAAGAAAGAUAACGACAACAGUCAGUCACAUGGUGGCGGCAAAUCAAGCACACCCAAGAAAGAUAACGACAACAGUCAGUCACAUGGUGGCGGCAAAUCAAGCACACCCAAGAAAGAUAACGACAACAGUCAGUCACAUGGUGGCGGCAAAUCAAGCACACCCAAGAAAGAUAACGACAACAGUCAGUCACAUGGUGGCGGAAAAACAGGCACACCAAGAAAGAUAACGACAACAGUCAGUCACAUGGUGGCGGCAAAUCAAGCACACCCAAGAAAGAGAACGACAACAGUCAGUCACAUGGUGGCGGCAAAUCAAGCACACAUGGUGGCCAAGAAAGAUAACGACAACAGUCAGUCACAUGGUGGCGGCAAAUCAAGCACACCCAAGAAAGAUAACGACAACAGCACACCCAAGAAAGAUAACGACAACAGUCAGUCACAUGGUGGCGGCAAAUCAAGCACACCCAAGAAAGAUAACGACAACAGUCAGUCACAUGGUGGCGGCAAAUCAAGCACACCCAAGAAAGAUAACGACAACAGUCAGUCACAUGAUGGCGGAAAAACAGGCACACCCAAGAAAGAUAACGACAACAGUCAGUCACAUGGUGGCGGAAAAACAGGCACACCCAAGAAAGAUAACGACAACAGUCAGUCACAUGGUGGCGGCAAAUCAAGCACACCCAAGAAAGAUAACGACAACAGCACACCCAAGAAAGAUAACGACAACAGUCAGUCACAUGGUGGCGGAAAAACAGGCACACCCAAGAAAGAUAACGACAACAGUCAGUCACAUGGUGGCGGCAAAUCAAGCACACCCAAGAAAGAUAACGACAACAGUCAGUCACAUGGUGGCGGCAAAUCAAGCACACCCAAGAAAGAGAACGACAACAGUCAGUCACAUGGUGGCGGUAAAUCAAGCACACCCAAGAAAGAGAACGACAACAGUCAGUCACAUGAUGGCGGAAAAACAGGCACACCCAAGAAAGAGAACGACAACAGUCAGUCACAAGAUGGCGGAAAAACAGGCACACCCAAGAAAGAGAACGACAACAGUCAGUCACAUGAUGGCGGAAAAACAGGCACACCCAAGAAAGAGAACGACAACAGUCAGUCACAUGGUGGCGGCAAAUCAAGCACACCCAAGAAAGAGAACGACAACAGUCAGUCACAUGGUGGCGGCAAAUCAAGCACACCCAAGAAAGAGAACGACAACAGUCAGUCACAUGAUGGCGGAAAAACAGGCACACCCAAGAAAGAGAACGACAACAGUCAGUCACAUGGUGGCGGCAAAUCAAGCACACCCAAGAAAGAGAACGACAACAGUCAGUCACAUGAUGGCGGAAAAACAGGCACACCCAAGAAAGAGAACGACAACAGUCAGUCACAAGAUGGCGGAAAAACAGGCACACCCAAGAAAGAGAACGACAACAGUCAGUCACAUGAUGGCGGAAAAACAGGCACACCCAAGAAAGAGAACGACAACAGUCAGUCACAUGGUGGCGGCAAAUCAAGCACACCCAAGAAAGAGAACGACAACAGUCAGUCACAUGGUGGCGGCAAAUCAAGCACACCCAAGAAAGAGAACGACAACAGUCAGUCACAUGAUGGCGGAAAAACAGGCACACCCAAGAAAGAGAACGACAACAGUCAGUCACAAGAUGGCGGAAAAACAGGCACACCCAAGAAAGAGAACGACAACAGUCAGUCACAUGAUGGCGGAAAAACAGGCACACCCAAGAAAGAGAACGACAACAGUCAGUCACAUGGUGGCGGCAAAUCAAGCACACCCAAGAAAGAUAACGACAACAGUCAGUCACAUGGUGGCGGAAAAACAGGCACACCCAAGAAAGAGAACGACAACAGUCAGUCACAUGGUGGCGGCAAAUCAAGCACACCCAAGAAAGAUAACGACAACAGUCAGUCACAUGGUGGCGGCAAAUCAAGCACACCCAAGAAAGAUAACGACAACAGUCAGUCACAUGGUGGCGGCAAAUCAAGCACACCCAAGAAAGAUAACGACAACAGUCAGUCACAUGAUGGCGGAAAAACAGGCACACCCAAGAAAGAUAACGACAACAGUCAGUCACAUGGUGGCGGCAAAACAAGCACACCCAAGAAAGAUAACGACAACAGUCAGUCACAUGAUGGCGGAAAAACAGGCACACCCAAGAAAGAUAACGACAACAGUCAGUCACAUGGUGGCGGCAAAUCAAGCACACCCAAGAAAGAUAACGACAACAGUCAGUCACAUGAUGGCGGAAAAACAGGCACACCCAAGAAAGAGAACGACAACAGUCAGUCACAUGGUGGCGGCAAAUCAAGCACACCCAAGAAAGAUAACGACAACAGUCAGUCACAUGGUGGCGGCAAAUCAAGCACACCCAAGAAAGAUAACGACAACAGUCAGUCACAUGGUGGCGGCAAAUCAAGCACACCCAAGAAAGAUAACGACAACAGUCAGUCACAUGAUGGCGGAAAAACAGGCACACCCAAGAAAGAUAACGACAACAGUCAGUCACAUGGUGGCGGCAAAUCAAGCACACCCAAGAAAGAGAACGACAACAGUCAGUCACAUGGCGGCGACAAAACAAGCACACCCAAGAAAGAGAACGACAACAGUCAGCCACAUGGUGGCGGAAAAACAGGCACACCCAAGAAAGAUAACGACAACAGUCAGUCACAUGGUGGCGGAAAAACAGGCACACCCAAGAAAGAUAACGACAACAGUCAGUCACCUGGCGGCGGCAAAUCAAGCACACCCAAGAAAGAGAACGACAACAGUCAGUCACAUGGCGGCGACAAAACAAGCACACCCAAGAAAGAGAACGACAACAGUCAGUCACAUGGUGGCGGAAAAACAGGCACACCCAAGAAAGAUAACGACAACAGUCAGUCACCUGGCGGCGGCAAAUCAAGCACACCCAAGAAAGAGAACGACAACAGUCAGUCACAUGGCGGCGACAAAACAAGCACACCCAAGAAAGAGAACGACAACAGUCAGUCACAUGGUGGCGGAAAAACAGGCACACCCAAGAAAGAUAACGACAACACUCAGUCACAUGGUGGCGGAAAAACAGGCACACCGAAGAAAGAAAACAGCGAGAACAAGAAGGCACAUAGUGACGCUAAAAUGGGCAAACCGGAUAGACAGAGUAGUGAUAAUGACAAUAGUUCGUCAGGCGAGAUUAGUGGACGAGGCAUUAAAAUCAGAGUGCUUUAA
This is a messenger RNA of Dalotia coriaria, 5285 nucleotides long. Its product is annotated as hornerin-like. Lineage: Eukaryota; Metazoa; Arthropoda; Insecta; Coleoptera; Staphylinidae. Bases 138 to 5285 code for a protein of 1715 amino acids. The transcript is spliced from 4 exons. The record is from RefSeq and is a predicted model, not a curated record.